AUGGAUCAACUUCAUGACACUGAAUGUGAUGCAUGUAAGAAGUUAUUGAUUAUUUACAAACAAACUAAUUUGAAGCAGGGCGUGUUGGUAAUAUACUUGUCCGAUUUCAAAAUCAUGGGAGAAUGUGACAAACAAGGUUUCCCAAUGAAGCAAGGAGUGUUGGCUCCAGGGCGUGUUGGUAAUAUACUUGUCCGAGGCACUCUUUGCUUCAGAGGAUAUGGAAGGCGUAAUGGUGAACUCAGGAGGAAAUCUGGCCAUUGGUGCAUUGUGAGCCAAGAUAUUUCUGUUUUGAAUUUAGUGAUUGUGAAAAAGGGUGACAAUGACCUGCCCGGACCGAUGUUGAGAAGCCAAGAAUGA
Molecule: messenger RNA, 357 nt
Organism: Lactuca virosa
Lineage: Eukaryota; Viridiplantae; Streptophyta; Magnoliopsida; Asterales; Asteraceae
Source: the annotation of a GenBank genome assembly